AUUGUGGGUAAACGCUGCACGUCACUUAACAAAGUGGGCGUGAUUGUUUUUGGAUUGGUUUCCUCUUCUUGGUUUGGUCGACUACUUCCUCUUGUAUUCACACAUCGAGCAGGUUUCCACGGCUUUCAGAGAACGCCCCGCGUUUCUGUUCAGUAUACAUCGGUGUCGACCAGUGUCGGCCGUAGGUACCCCUGCUCCAAAGGACUUCCUUGCUCAGUGUUCUGGCGUUUGGUCACGACUCGAUGAUGGCGUCCUCAGGCCUGUCUUUUGAGAACCCCGUGUUCGCGGCUUACGCUUCCUACGCCAGCCUCGUGGUGCUCAAGAUGUUUUUCGUGGCGUUGUACACCACACACACACGUUUCCGCGUCGGGGUUUUCGCAAACUCUGAAGACGUCAAGGGCAACAAGGGGGCUGUGGCUCGACUGGACAACCCUGACGUGGAGCGCGUGCGCAGGCUGCACCGUAACGACCUGGAGAACAUCCCUGCCUUCCUGGUCGUGGGCCUGCUGUACGUGCUGACCGGACCGUCCCCCGGCGUGGCCGUGUGGCACUUCCGUGUCUUCGCGGCGAGCAGGUGUCUCCACACCGUGUCGUACCUGGCGUCCAGGCAGCCCCAUCGCGUUCUGUGCUUCUCCGCGGGUCUGCUCACUACCAUCAGUAUGGCUGUACAUGUUCUGAUGGUGGGAACUCUGUAAACAAUAGAACACAUCUCCCAGAUUUGUCUCGUAUAUGGUGGCCUGGCUAUGGUACCUUUUCUGUGUCCUUUGUGAAGUGAAUCUUGGUGAGCGAUUGAAUCAAGACAUGUACAUGUACAAGUAAAUCAUCCUCCUGAGAUAGGUACUUACGGUGGUUUUGUCCUAAUAGACUAGUUUAGGCAGAUACAUCAAAGUUAAUUGCGCCAGGAAACAAUCAUACAUUUAGCUACCUAGUAUUGUUCAGAUCAUACAAUUGGUUCACAAUGUGUAUGAGGCAAGAAAUGCAGUCCUGAUAGAAAAUGAUACACUUCGAAGUUUAAAAUUUUCAUUAGUGCCAUAAAUAGAUACGACAUUUUGAUGUAUUAAAUGUCGAUACAGUUUCGCUGGCUAAUGGCCAAUUCUGUGUGUAAACCAUGCGAGUGAUUUAAAGAGUGUCACUUCAAUCGCUUUGUGAAUGGUGACGUACUGUUGUAUUAGAAGGGUCAUAAGGAAAUACAUUUUAAUCAGUUGCCAUUUU
Molecule: messenger RNA, 1212 nt
Organism: Branchiostoma belcheri (Belcher's lancelet)
Lineage: Eukaryota; Metazoa; Chordata; Leptocardii; Amphioxiformes; Branchiostomatidae
Product: microsomal glutathione S-transferase 1-like
Exons: 3
Coding region: 243-695 (150 amino acids)
Cellular component (GO): membrane
Source: RefSeq, a predicted model, not a curated record